AUGUCUUUCAAUGACAGAGGUUCAAUCAAAAAAACCUCUAUACCAUCUAUAAACACUAAUAAUAAUAAUAAUAAUCCAAAUAACAAUAAUAGUAGCAAUAAUAAUAAUAGAAGUAAUCAUCAACAACAAACACCAACAAGAAGUGUUCAAUCAAUACCAUCGCUAUUGAAAACUAACCCUUAUCAACGAAAUGCACCUUUAUCAAUUAACAAUGUUAGUGUGAAAAAUAUAAAUAAUCAAACACCUCAACCUAAAAGAGAAUCUCAAUUUACAAAUAAUUUCACUAAUAGCACUAAACAAACAUUCUCACCCACAGCUUCAACAACAACAUCAUCAUCAUCAUCAUCUUUUAUAAAAUCGUUAAAUAGUAAAAAUAGUGCCUCUAAUUAUUUACCUAAAGUAUAUAUAGAAGAUGUUGAUUUUAACUUUGAUGAUCUUUCAAAUGAAGAAAAUGAUGAUCCAAUAAUUGUAAUAAAUAAUAAUAAUAAUAAUAAUAAUAAUAAUAAUAAUAAUAAUAAUAAUAAUAAUAAUAAUAAUAAUAAUAAUAAUAAUAAUAAUAAUAAUAAUAAUAAUAAUAAUAAUAAUAAUAAUAAUAAUAAUAAUAAUAAUAAUAAUAAUAAUAAUAAUAAUAAUUUAAAAAGUAAUAAUAGUUUAAAAACCACUACAACUACAACCACAACAACCACCACUUCUCCUGUAAUUGAUAAAAAGAAUUUUAGUAAUACAAAUAUUUUUGAACCAUCAAAUAAAAGACUAAAAGAAGAUGAUGAUGAAAAUUUUAAUUUCUUUAUAAACGAAGAUGAUAUUUCAGAUUUAGAGAGUUUAUCAUUCCCCGAUAAUAAUGAUAACAAUCCUGGUAAUAAUCCAAAUAAUCCAAAUAAUAAUAUAACAAUAGAUAAAGAUGAUAAUGAAAAUAGGAGACAUGAAUCACCUCAACUACAACUAUCAUCACUAGUAGAAAAAACAAACACAUCUGUGUCAACUCAUGUAAAUUUGAAUAAUAUUGAUGAUAAUACAUCGACUACUAGCGAUAACAAAAACAAUAACAAUACAGAAAGUGUCCCUGCAACACCAUCACCUGUAACUCCUACCAAAGUGAAAUAUACACCCACACGAUCAGAAAGAAAUAAUAUUAGAAAAGCUCCAAUACCGAAACCUCCUCAUUUAGAAGAUUUUCAAGUUGAAGAAAAAAGACUUCAAUUCUAUUUAAAUAAAAAAGGAAUCACUAGAAACUAUUAUAAUGAUAAUAAUAAUAAUCAUAAUAAUAAUAUUGUAAAUAAUCAUAACAUAAUAAACUCGAAUAAUAAUUUAGGUAAUAGUAAUUUAACCUCUACCACUACUACUACCACCACAACUACCACUACAACAACUAUAAAUAACAACUCCAAUGAAAUGAAGCAAUCACCACAACCACAAUUAUUACAACAACAACAACAACAACAACAACAACAACCACAACAACAACCACAACAACAACAACAACAACAACAACAACAACAACAACAACAACAACAACAACAACAACAACAACAACAACAACAAAAUAUUGACCAAAAUGAUGAAGUUAUAGAACUAAAGAAAUCAUUUAAGAGAAAAAUAUCAGAUGGAGAUGAGGAUGUCUCAUGUCCAAUUUGUUUUGAUUAUUUUCAUAAACAAGGUUCACAUCAAGCAUGCACAUUAAAAUGUGGUCAUAUUUAUGGUAGAUCAUGUAUUGAAAAGGCAUUAUUAUCAAAUAAAAUAUGCCCAUUAUGUAGAAAGAAAUCAUAUGCAAAAGAAUUAAUUCCAUUAUUUUUACCAACUGGUAUAUUCUCUAUUGACCCAAAUGAUGAUGCAUUAAACUGUAGAAAACUUUUAGCAGAAAAAGAAAGAGAAAUUCAAUUUUUAAAUAUGAAAUUAGCAAGAUAUAAAGCCAAACUAGAUAAAACUAUUGAAUUAAAACCUGUUGGUAUUGUCCCUUCAAUCUAUAAUAAUAAUAAUAAUAAUAAUAAUAAUCUAAAUAAUAAUUCAAAUAAUAAUUCAAAUAAUAAUUCAAAUUAUAAUUCAAAUAAUAAUAUAAAUAAUUAUUCAAUGAAUCAAAAAAGAAUUUCAUUACCAAGUUUAAUAAAACCAAUUGUUAAACCAAAUAUUGUUAAACAAGAAGUUGAUGGAUCGAUUAAUUUUAAAAUUCAUUCAAGAUAUAAUGUAAAAGGAUCAAGAGUAUUUGAUUUUUCAGAUAAUAAUGGUAUUAUAGUUGCAUCAUUCACAAAGAAUCAAGUUGAUUUUGGAUUAACUAAAUUAUCAUCAAUUGAUCCAUCAAGUUCAGAUUAUAUACCAAAUAUACAUAAUGGAUUUAUUCGUGAUGUAAAGAUUAAUAAGAAUGAUCCAAGAAUUGUUUGUACAGUUUCAAAUGAUAAAACUGUGAAAUUGAUAAAUAUUCAUACGAAAAGUCAAGUUUGUACUUAUAAACUAUCAAAUCCAGGUUGGUCAUGCGAAUUUGAUUCCGAUGAUAAAUUUAUUUUCUAUGCCAGUGAAUUUGGGUUCACUCAUAUGUUCGAUACUAGAAAUCUUUGUAAACCAAUUCAAACCAUUCCAAUGAGCACCAUUGGUUCACCCAUUUUCAAAUUAUUAUACGUUUCAAAAUCUGAAUCAUUGACACCACUAUCAGGUGAAGGUGAUUUUAAAACGGGUGGUUUGUUUUCAUCAUUUGGCGAUGGUUUAGAUUAUUGGGAUAAAUCUAUUCUAUUCAAUGCUUCAACCUAUGAUUUCAAUGAUACCUCAAAUCCAACACCUUUCUUUACAAAGAGUCAAGUUCCAUUAAGAGGACAAUGUGUCAAUAUUAACUACGAUCCAAUUUCAAACUAUUAUAUGGCAUCUUUCUUGAAAACAAAUACCUAUCAAAUGAAUUGUCAUGUGGUUUUUAAACAUAUGGGUAAAGGUUCAAUUCAAGAGGUUCGUACCAUCUAUACCGAUAUGAAACAAUCUAGCUUCUUUAAACCUACCAUUUUCACUUCAAAUCAUAAUAAACAAUCCUAUGUUGCUUCCUCUGCAAUGUUUGCACUUGGUCAACCCUCAAAAAAUGUAAACGUUUGGAAUGCAAAUGCUGGUUCACUUUCUCAAGUCAUUGAAACUAAUAAUCAAAUAUUUGAUUUAUUACAUAUAAAUUAUCAAAAUGAAGAAUAUUUAUUAACUUUAUCAUCUGAUGAAUUAAAUAUUUUUAAAAAUAAUUAA
Messenger RNA from Dictyostelium discoideum AX4, 3207 nucleotides. RefSeq lists its product as hypothetical. The record is from RefSeq and is a predicted model, not a curated record. The transcript has 2 exons. Gene Ontology annotation, biological process: interstrand cross-link repair; protein ubiquitination. Lineage: Eukaryota; Evosea; Eumycetozoa; Dictyosteliales; Dictyosteliaceae. Gene Ontology annotation, cellular component: nucleus; cytoplasm. Gene Ontology annotation, molecular function: ubiquitin-protein transferase activity. The coding region runs from base 1 to 3207 and encodes 1068 amino acids.